Molecule: messenger RNA, 798 nt
Organism: Microthlaspi erraticum
Lineage: Eukaryota; Viridiplantae; Streptophyta; Magnoliopsida; Brassicales; Brassicaceae
Source: the annotation of a GenBank genome assembly
AUGACGAGUUCAAUAGAGGAAACCACAAUUAUAACACCAGAAGAUGAAUUAGCUGCGCACAUAUUGAUACAACUAAGCCGAGACUCUUGGAACCGGCCAAGAGAAGAAGACGCUAUAGCUGAUGAGGCUGAGGUUCCGCCGACUUUAGUAUUACAACAAGUAAGUGAAGCUCCUAAACAACCGUCCAAGAGGUCAAAGUGUAAUGAAAUUCAGUCUAAGAAGAUUAGGAAACAGCCUCGUAAGAGGAAACGUGUGGCGGAAGAAGACGAUUCCGAAGCUUUAACAACAAAAAAAAGUGACAAUUCCGAAGAAACCCUAAUGUUAAUGCACGAAUGGAACCAAGCUGAGCUCGAUCCUUUAGAGAUAUUCCCCGGUGUUGCGGAACAAUUCAGCGAACCGAUAAAGAAGCAGUUGACGAAGAGUGACGUGGAGGACAAUCAAAGCAGGCUCAUGUUAGGGAUGCUGAAAGUGCAACAAAGGAUGCUUCCUCUUUUGGAAGCAUCAGAGGAUCCGUACGAGGAAGACGGGAUUGAUGUUAAAGUGUACGGACCAAACGGUGUGGUUCAAAAGAUGAAGUUCAAGAUCUGGAAUAAUAAAACGCCUGUGUUGACUACCGGAUGGAAGGAGUUCGUGGCCAAGUGUGGUCUCAAGAUGCAUUGCGAUUUUAUCGCAGUUUGGAUGUUUAGGCACAUGAGGACUCGUAAGAUUUGCUUCGCUAUUGGAUGCAGUAGGUUCCCUUCUAUACAGAAACCUCUAAGUACAAGGAUUGUGAGGGAAGUCUUCUCGAAUCAAAAUUAG